AUGCCGUUCAUUUCCCUGUACAAUGGCACCGUGCUGCCCAGCUCCUGCACGCCUUCCACCUUCCAGUACCCGAUCCUCCAGGGCGCGGACUUCCUGACCCUCAACACCAACUACAUCUCCAAUUACUCGGCCUACAUCGUCAAUGGCUACUACCCGGGCCACCCCAACGCCAACGUCGUUGGCGCCUCCUUCUGCAACGUUUCCGUCUCCUACACUCGUCCGGGUCAGAACAAUACCAUCAACGCCCAAGUCUGGCUGCCUACGACAUGGAACGGCCGCAUGCAAGGCAUCGGUGGCGGCGGCUUCGGCUCGGGCCUCUAUGACACGGUCUUCCAGGGGAUGUAUGCCUCGGUCGGCGACGGCUUCGCAACAGUCUCCAACGAUGCCGGUCUGCCACAGCCAAUGAACGUGACAGCGCCAGAAUGGGCCCUGACGAGCACGGGCAACGUGAACCUGUACGCGUUGCAGAACUUCGCGUCCAUAUCGCUAAAUGACGGUGCGGUGAUCGCCAAGAGCAUCAUUCGGCAGUACUACGGCCAGAACAGCUCCUAUGGCUACUGGAGCGGCUGUUCCGGCGGCGGUAGGCAGGGCAUGAUGCUCGCGCAGGAGGCGCCUGAUGCUUACGACGGCAUUAUGGCCGGCUCACCCGCUAUGAACUGGCCGUCUUUCUUCGUCGCAGACUAUUGGCCCCAGACCGUGCAGCAGGAGCUCGGCGUCGUGCCACUGAACUGUGAGCUGGAUGCGAUCUCGGCCGCCGCGGUGGCGCAGUGUGACGGCGACGACGGCCUGAUUGACGGGGUAGUCUCAUUCCCAGAGCUGUGCAAAUUCGAUCCGCGAAUCCUCGUGGGCACCACGGUUGCUAACUGCAGCGACACAGGCGUAAGCCAGGUCAUCUCGCCCGCGGCAGCAACGGUGGCGCUUGCGGUGUGGGAGGGCGCCAAGGACGUCGUGCGCAACGAGUCGCUGUGGUAUGGUUUUAGCCGCGAUGCCACGCUAACCAGUGAGUCGGGUCUCGCGGGACCGGAUUACUUUAUCAGUCCCGAAGAGUGGGUGAAGCGAUUCAUCUUCAAGGACGCAAGCACAGAUACGUCGAACAUUAUGCCCUCGGACGUGGCCGAGCUCUUCCACAAGUCAGUGCAGUGGUACCAAUCCUUGAUCGGGACUGCCGAUCCGAAUCUGGAUAAGUUUAAAGCGAAUGGAGGCAAAAUUGUCUCUUUCCAUGGAUUGGCUGACGGCCUCAUCUCUCCGUGGGGGACCCAAGACUACUACGACAAGGUUACGGCACGCGACUCUGCAGUGCACGACUACUACCGCCUCUUCUUCGCGCCAGGACUGCAGCACUGUUACGGAGGCAACGGUGCCUACCCGGAGACAGCCUUCGGCGCCCUCGUGAACUGGGUCGAGAACGGUGUCGCGCCCGAGACGCUAAACGCCACGAGUUUGCCGACGCGCGUGGGCGGUAUUAUCACGAGGCCGUUAUGCGCGUACCCUAAACAGCAGUAUUACGAGGCGUGCGCGACGCGGGAUUGUUUCGUUUGUAAAUAG
Messenger RNA from Pestalotiopsis fici W106-1, 1545 nucleotides. RefSeq lists its product as uncharacterized. The transcript is spliced from 2 exons. The coding region runs from base 1 to 1545 and encodes 514 amino acids. The record is from RefSeq and is a predicted model, not a curated record. NCBI's taxonomy places the organism in Eukaryota, Fungi, Ascomycota, Sordariomycetes, Amphisphaeriales, Sporocadaceae.